Messenger RNA from Zerene cesonia (dogface butterfly), 5701 nucleotides. RefSeq names its product collagen alpha-1(XV) chain-like (gene Mp). The transcript is spliced from 31 exons. The record is from RefSeq and is a predicted model, not a curated record. Lineage: Eukaryota; Metazoa; Arthropoda; Insecta; Lepidoptera; Pieridae. Gene Ontology annotation, biological process: angiogenesis; endothelial cell morphogenesis. The coding region runs from base 220 to 3831 and encodes 1203 amino acids.
UGUGGGAGGUUAGUACGUUACAUGUAUAAAAUGUUUUGCUAGUGUCAUGCGCUUUAUCGUAAACGAUUUCGCCGCGGUCGAGGGCCACGUGAUUUUGACAGAACUGUGAAACACCGGUUGAUAUGACGGUGUACUGUGAGUGUAUUGAUAACAAUUAGCCAAUGUUUUGAAUGAUGUUCAAGUGAUUUGAGGAUAUUUGAAGUGUAUACGAUUGUUUCAAUGAUGGAGAGCGCUCGGCGUGACAUCAGCAAUUACACCAAACGCGUCUACAAUGGGAAGUUUAACGUCAAAGAACUGCAACUUCAAAGACUUUCUCCCAUCUCGAGACAUCAUAUCAUAAGGUGGUUGUGGCUGACUCUUCUCUUUCACGUGACGAUUUGCUCAGCAAAUGAUGGCAGUUUUGGAUCGAAAUACCCGAACGAUAUCCCCGAAUACGACUUGCUGCACGCUAUCGGAGUUCCAUUUAGCAAUCCGAAGACCCAGUACUUCGAUGAGGGCCUCGAUGGUUUUCCGGCUUACGGGCUAAAGCCGGGAUCUGAUAUUAAAUCUCCGUAUCGUCUCUUUAUGCCGGAGAAACUUUACGCUGAAUUCUCAAUAACAGCGACAGUACGGCCGGCGAAUAAAGAUGGCGGGUUCCUCUUUUCAGUGGUCAACCCUUUGGAAACAGUGGUUCAAUUAGGUGUCCAGCUAAUCCCCAGCGGGCCUGGCUUGACCAAUAUCUCUCUGUUGUACACGGAUGCGAAUAUUUACGCUCUGUCGCAGACCAUUGCAUCGUUCGUGGUGCCAUCGUUUGCGAAGAAGUGGACGCGCUUCGCUAUAAGAGUGACUAACGAUAACAUCACACUGUUUCUAAAUUGCGUAGAAUUUGAUAGUAUGUCAGUUAAAAGGAACCCGCCAGAACUGGUAUUUGAUUCUGCGUCGACGCUUUAUGUUGGACAAGCUGGUCCGAUCAUACGAGGCGCAUUUCAUGGUGCUUUUCAAGAGCUGAAGCUAUUUGGUUCACCAUCGCAAGCUGAAAUACAAUGCGUGAAUACGUUUGAGGAAAUAGGUAAUGGCAGUGGAGGAGACGAGAUUUAUAUAGACAAUUAUUUGGUGGACCAAGAAGAGGGGGACGUGGAGGGGUCAGGGCGGUACGGGACCAUGCCGCCAUUUCCGCCGCCGCCCCCAGGUCUAAAUGGCUACCCACCGAUAUUAAGAGGCGAAAAAGGAGAGAGGGGACCAAGGGGUCCUCCAGGGGAAUCUAUUCGUGGCCCUCCAGGACCCCCAGGCCCACCAGGGGCUCCAGGGACUCCAGGCGCUACAACUAUUGCUGAAUCAUCGGGUUCUGGAGACGACGUUACAAGCGUGAAGCAAAUCUUCGGCGAGAACUACGUAUCGCUCGGACAAUGUGGUUGUAAUUCAAGCACUAUACUGGCUCUGUUGGAAUCAGCUCCCGAACUACAGGGGCCACCAGGGCCCCCGGGUUUGAUUGGAGCUGAUGGACGAACGGGCCCUCCAGGGAUACCUGGACAAAUGGGCCCUGCCGGCGAACGUGGACCUAUGGGUCCGAGAGGUGAAAAGGGCGAUCGUGGCGAUGAUGGUAUUCGCGGUCCGGAAGGCCAGCCUGGUCAGAAGGGAGAGCCAGGUGUCGAUGGAAGGCCUGGAAGUCCGGGGCCACCAGGCCCUCCUGGCAACCCCGGUUCCUCUGAUUACAAUAACUUUGAAUCCAAUUGGAAGCCUAGACAGAUUUACAAGGAAUCAUUAUUGGGUUCAUACGGAGGAGCAAUUGGCAGGCCCGGUGCUCCGGGUCCAAAGGGGGACGCGGGACAACCUGGCCCCAUAGGCCUUCAAGGUGAACGAGGUUUUCCAGGGCCCAAAGGUGAAAGAGGACUUGUAGGACAAACUGGGCCGAAAGGUGACCGUGGCUAUUCUGGUCCAAAAGGGGAUAGAGGAGUUAAGGGUGAUCGUGGCGACCCUGGACAUGACGGACGUCCUGGUUUACCGGGAGCUAAUGGCCGACUGGGUGAAAAGGGUGAAAAAGGAGAACGAGGUACUCCCGGCCCCCCAGGACCACCAGCUUUGCCUUUGGGUUUCACAACAGAAGAUUCUGAAUUCUUAACGACAGGACGACUCUCGCCUACCUCUAAGGGGGAGAAGGGAGAAAAGGGUGAAAAAGGAAGCGGUGGUAAUGAUGGAAUACCAGGUAGGCCCGGUAAAGACGGGAUCCCCGGAGAGCGCGGUGACAUUGGGCCUUCUGGGAUGCCAGGCACAUCGGGACCCGCAGGGCCUCCAGGCUUGAAGGGCGAGAGGGGAGAACGGGGACCUCCAGGCCCUGUCACUAUCGCUUCAGCUGGUUCUGAUAUCAUUACCGUUAAGGGUGAUAAAGGCGAUUUAGGGCCAAGAGGCAGAAGAGGGCGGCCAGGACCCCCGGGACCUCGUGGCCUUCAAGGUCUGCAAGGGAUCCCUGGACCACCGGGGAAACCUGGUGAAAAGGGUGAUAUAGGUCUCCCAGGCUGGAUGAACAAUAAGGGUCGUCCAGGUACUCUAGGGCCCCCAGGAAAUCCGGGCGCUAUAGGUCCGAAAGGAGAAAAGGGUUACCCUGGUGUCAGUCUUUUGGAUAUUUCCAUGUUAAAAGGUGAAAAGGGUGAUCGCGGUAAUGAUGGAUUGCCCGGGCCAAAAGGAGCAGAGGGACCACCAGGGCCCCCGGGUACAGCCUUCAAAUCCGACGUAGUGCAAUACAUCCCGGGACCUCCCGGGCCUCCAGGCCAGCCGGGGCUUCCGGGACCCCCUGGCAUAUCCAUAGUUGGACCUAAGGGAGAACCAGGUCUUAGCUACUUUGAAGAAAACCCCGUUCAUGGCAGCACGAAGUAUUUUGGCAGACCUGGACCUCCUUUGGAUACAAGAAGCCACGCUGAUGAAUCCAGCAAAACUGCUCCUGGGGCUGCUGUGUUCCGUACAACAGAAGAAAUGAUGCGGCUUGCUGCAUCAAGCCCUGUGGGAGCAUUAGCUUAUGUUAUGGAGGAACAAGCUCUCUUUGUCAAAGUGAAUUCAGGCUGGCAAUACGUUUUGUUAGGAUCGCUAGUGACGCAGGCUCCUCUCACGACAACCCAAGCCCCAAUGCCAACGCCCAUGCCGGCUGCCAGCUUAGUGCAUGUACCACAUUUAUCAAACUUCGUGGAUAAUUCCCCGCCAAUAGCUACUAAUGGGCCAACGCUAAAAUUAGCAGCUCUGAACGAACCUCUGUCAGGUGAUAUGCAUGGUGUGCGACGAGCUGACUACGCGUGUUAUCGACAGGCGAGACGCGCUGGUCUGAAAGGAACCUUUAGAGCUUUCCUGACUAGCAGGAUACAAAAUUUAGAUUCCAUAGUACGAUAUGCGGACCGACACUUGCCCGUCGUGAACACAUAUGGAGAGGUUUUGUUCAAGUCAUUCUCUGAAAUAUUUGAUGGCAACGGCGGCAUUUUAGCGGGAACGCCGAGAAUCUUCAGUUUUAGUGGGAAGAACAUCAUGAUGGACGCUAAUUGGCCUCACAAACUAGUCUGGCACGGGUCGCACGCGAGCGGCGAGCGCGCUCUGGACACGUUCUGCGACGAGUGGCAGAGCGGCGAGCCGGCGAUGCGCGGCAUGGCCGCCUCGCUGUACUCUCAUAAGCUGCUGUCACAAGAGAGAUAUGCCUGCAACAAUCGCUUUGCAGUGCUGUGUAUACAAGCCACAGCUCAUGGUAAUGAUAGACGAAAACGGGAUGCAUUGAGGUACAAUUCGACUCUAGACGACGAAGAUUACCUUUACAAUGCGGACGAGUACCAAGAACUACUGAAUGAUAUAUUUGCUCAACCGUUUGCAGAGAACUAGGUAAAUGUAUAGAUGAAAUUGAUGUGUUAUUUAUUAUUGGAGUUAUGAAUUGGUUGACGUUUAUUAAGAUUGCCGCUUAUUGAAAAAUGUUUUAUUUAUGAAAAUAAAUAUUGAUUUACAACUAUGUGAAAGUUGAACAUGUGUAAUAUUAUAUAUUUUGAUGAUUCCCUUAAAAUAACAAAGUAAUUCUUAACUUAUCAAAAUAAAUACUCACUACUCUCAAAUUAGUAUUUACCGUUUAAAGGAAGAUGAAGUGCUUUAUUAUUCAAUUUAAUUACUUAUUUUUUAUAUUUCGUUUGAUUUGCAUCUAACUAAAAAGUAAUCGCUUAAUACUUUUCAAUGCUAGCAUUAUAUACAUAUUAAUUAUUCUAUUUAUAAUUAUUAUUUACAAAAUAUAUACCUGAGUAAAUUUGCGUUUCGUAAAGCCAUUUUCUAUCGAUUAAUUGAAAUUUAAUACCUAUAAAUUAAUUACAUUUCGAGAACAUCUUUACAAUUAAUGAACCAUUAUGAUAAAUAUAUUGUAAAAUAACGUUUUAUUCUGGUCUUAAGUAUGUAUGACGGACUUCGUUCUGACAAGAUUGAAUAAAAAUAUUAAUGGAUUCAAAUAAUUAUCAUGUUUUUUUUUUGUGAUAAUGUGUUAAUUCGUGGAUAUAAAUGAGACUGUAAAUAUAAAAUUUAAUUUCUUAAUAAUUAAGAUGAUUUAAGCUAUAAGUAAAUUAUUGUAACUAAACAACUGGCUAUUAUAAAAUUGUGAAAUUAUUUUUAUCUAUUGUAAAUCAUGUUAAUAUUUCUUUAAAGUUAUUCGGAGUUUAAAACAGAAAAAAAUACUGAUAUUUAAAAAAAUCUGAAUUUUAUUCAAGUACAUGUUAUAUUCCUAUAGAAUAUGUUUCAUUAAAUUAACAUAAAAUUAGUUCAAUACACUGUUUCUAAGGCUUAAUAACCGAGCACAUGAACAUUUAUAAGCACAAAACGUCUAUACAUUUCAUAGAAACAUUUCACUAUGAAAACUAGAUUAAAUCAGUUGAUGACUUACUAGCCUUUAGCUUUUAGAAAUAAACAGCUUACUGCAAUGUGCCAUGUACCGAUAUGAUAAAGUCUGAAAUUAUCUGCACAAGUAUGUGAAUUAUGUAUACUCUAAGUUCAUUAUAGUAUUACAAACAAAUGUUUACCAUUAGCCGUUAGACUUAAGCCCUAGUCGCAAUGCUGUUUUACUGUUUUUGUAUAAAUUUCCUUUAGUUUUUAAUCGUAUGUUUAGUUCACAAGGGGAAAGAUAAGGUUGAUAAUUGCAAGAGGUAGGCAUUAUGACAACGGCGCCUUACCUUCUCUAAGAGCGUCUAUUGCAUUGUAUUUUCGUUGCAUAAUAAUGUAAACCAAAAAAUAUUAACUGUUAGAAAGUAUUGUUUAUUUAAAGAUGAAGCGUAGCAGAGACAUGAUGAAAGAGUAAACUAUAACUAAAAAUCAUUAUUAUAAUUGAUGUAUCAGCUGCAUGUUUAAAAAUGCAUUUGGAAAAUGUAAUAAUAACAUUCACUUAUUCCAAUAAGGACACAUUUUGUUGAGGAACUAUGUUAGUACCUUAAAUAUGAAUUUAUUCUUAUCAUUGAUGCAAAUAUCCAAAAAUAGUUUUAGUAAUCAUUUCCAUUACAUAUGAUCAUUGUAAAUUCAUCACUCAAAUUCUAAAUAUUAAAUACGCCAAAGACAAUGAAAAUUAUAUAACCAAGGGAUUAUUUUACGAAAAUAGUAAAAUGGAUCAUAGUAUUAAGACAUGACAUACCAUUAAGCAUUUAUACGUACAUAAGAGUUAAGCUUUUUUCGACAUCGAAAUGAUAUGUAUUAUUCGACUGUAUUUAUACAAUUUCUGAAUAAAUGUUUA